AUCACCAUUUUUUUCAGCCCUUUGUCGUCGCCAGUUAUAUAGUGUCAGACAUCAAAAGUGGUUGGGUGACUCAUGAGCUAAGUCUCAGGGGAUAAAGUACUUCUUCACACUUGGGAAAUGGAGACAAUGAACUCUUGAGGGUGUGUGUAGUGAGAGGGUCAGACUUUUUCCAUGGUCCCGAUGCUGGCUCUGUCUAGAUGUUUGCCUGCGUUGAGGUGGACUCUUCCCCUGCGCUGCUCUGUCCUUUCUCUGGCGAGUGAUACCAUGAGCAGCCAGUCCUCAACCACAACCACAACCCAGAUUUUAAAAACCCAGACUGCUCUGUUUCACCAAAGUAGAGCCAAAGCCAGUCCCGGCCCAAACAAGCCCGCUUCAGUGUUUUCCUCCGGGCUGGAGGGGGAGCUGUUUGGGAUGGGGAUGUGGUCGCUGGGUCUGGGUGCUGUCGGAGCAGCCCUAGCUGGGAUCCUCCUGGCCAACACUGAUUUGUGUCUGCCUAAAGCUGCCAAGGCAUCGCUGGAGUACCUUGAAGAUGCUGACCUGCGCUCCACCACAGAUGAUGACAAGGUCAUCAAAGCAAAGGGCCUGUGGGAGAAGAACGGGGCUGUGGUCAUGGCCGUACGACGACCUGGAUGAUUUUUGUGCAGAGAGGAGGCCGCUGAGCUGUCCUCUCUGAAGCCCCAGCUGGAAGAGCUCGGGGUCCCUCUGGUUGCCGUGGUGAAGGAGAACGUUGGCACAGAGAUCCAGGACUUCAGACCGCAUUUCACUGGGGACAUCUAUGUAGAUGAAAAGAAACACUUCUACGGCCCGCUGCAGAGGAAGAUGGGGGGACUGGGGUUCAUUCGCCUUGGAGUGUGGCAGAACUUCAUGCGGGCCUGGAGGUCUGGUUACCAGGGCAACAUGAAUGGCGAGGGCUUCAUCCUGGGGGGAGUGUUUGUCAUCGGGCCAGGAGACCAGGGGAUUCUCCUAGAACACCGUGAGAAGGAGUUUGGCGAUAAGGUGGAUACUGCAGAUGUUUUAGAGGCUGUCAAGAAAAUUGUCCCAGUGAAAUAAGUACUUUUGGCAUUAGACAAAGAGCAGAUACACUGUAUUUAGAUCAAAAGUAGAGUUAAGCAAUACAUUUUAAUUUGACACGGCAAGUUGCAGUCAGACUUUGUCCAUCACUGAAAUAUUGAUAUUGUAAUGACAUUUGCAUCUAUUUGUUUUGUCUUUUGCACAUUAAUUUCCUGCAGGUUACAGAAAUAAAGCUGUGAAAUCCUGGACAGAGCCAGUAAUAUCACACCAUUUGUCUAUAGUAUUCCGAAGUAUUCUAAGUAUUCUGAAACGGGUAUUAAAACCAGGUAGUAAAGGACUUAAAAGUCAGUAUUUUCAGUCAUGUUCAUCGACCAUUAAAUUUAAGGUCACUUGAAAUUUUUCUUCAUAAUUCAGUCUAAAUGCUGGAUUUCACAUGUGAUUAAUAAUUCUAUUAACAUCUGUCAGUGGUACAUUUUUAAUAAUGAUCCUGUGUGUUAUCUUUGUUUGUUUCUCCUGAUCAGGCGCAUAAAUGGGCCUCCAACAUGGCUGACGAGUGUGUGGUCUGUGUGUGUGAUAAUGACAACCUGACUCUAAACUCAUCAUCGAGAGGAGCAGGUUUGAUGCUCAAACACAAACAGGUCUGGCCACCUUUGCCAUGUUGGGGAGUAUUUGUGACUCACAUGUUCCCUUAGUAUAUGUUUGUGUGUGCUUGUGGAAGAGACACUGUGUGGACCUGUACAUGUGAAAAAUAGCUUUAGAAAAUAUAAAUAAUAAAUAAAGAAGAACCUCAUUACCAUA
Messenger RNA from Lates calcarifer (barramundi perch), 1809 nucleotides. RefSeq names its product peroxiredoxin-like 2A. The record is from RefSeq and is a predicted model, not a curated record. The transcript is spliced from 7 exons. Lineage: Eukaryota; Metazoa; Chordata; Actinopteri; Centropomidae.